UGGGUGAGUUGCCUCGAGUAGAAACGCAUUAAGAAAAAAUAAGUGGCCCAUACUGGUCGAUAAACGUCCGAAGUCCACAAAAAUUGGUGUGCUAAUUUUGCGUUCCAUCCCAUUCGAGGUCAAUUUGUGCAUAUCCGUGUGCAAGAGAGUGAAGAAAAAUAAGUGCUUAUUAUCUGCAAAUAGAAAGAUCGUGAAAACCACAGCCUAUUUUUACAACAAUACUACUCAAUUAGCCAACCAGCAAAAGUGGAAAAUCACCAGCAGCACGAGAAAGCAGCAAUUGUGUGCGCGCGUGUGUUGGUGUGUCUGUGCGUUCGUAGCUGAAAAAGAAAAGCAGCCCCGCUCGCGUGUGUGUGUGUGUGCACUGUGCUGGUUGUGUGAGCGAGAGUGUGUUUCUGUAGGUGCACGUGUGUAUGUGUGAAGUUUAAUAGAAACGUGUAAAUUGUGCGUGUGCAGAAAGUGGUGCAGGCAGAGGCGCAGUGGGUGAAGUAACACGGAGCAGACGAAGGCGACAUAGGAGCAGACAAGAAGGAAGGAGGCGAAGGAGCAGCAGCAGCAGCAAAAAUGCACACGUUCAGUGAGACAGGCUCAGUGCCUGCAUUUCUGGCGAAACUAUGGCGCCUGGUCGAAGACAGCGAGACGAACGAUUUGAUAUCGUGGAGCACGGAUGGGCGAAGUUUCAUCAUCCAAAAUCAGGCACAGUUUGCCAAAGAGCUGUUGCCGCUCAAUUACAAACACAACAACAUGGCAAGCUUCAUUAGGCAGCUGAAUAUGUAUGGUUUCCACAAAAUCACCUCGAUCGACAAUGGCGGUCUGCGGUUCGAUAAGGACGAGAUGGAGUUCACCCAUCCGUGCUUUCAGAAGGAUCACCCGUACCUGCUGGAGCACAUCAAGCGCAAGAUCGCGACGUCGAAGCAGCAGCAGCUGCAGGCCCAGCAGCAGGCCGAGGACAAGAGCGCCCUCAAGCUGGAGGCGGUCAGUCGCGUGCUGAGCGAGGUGAAGAAUAUGCGCGGCCGGCAGGAUACGCUCGAUUCGCGCUUCCAGACGAUGAAGCAGGAGAAUGAGGCCCUGUGGCGCGAAAUCGCUAUCCUGCGCCAGAAGCACCACAAGCAGCAGCAGAUUGUCAACAAGCUCAUUCAAUUCCUGGUGACGAUCGUGCAGCCAUCCCGCAGUGGACUGGGCUCCAUGAACAAUGGAAGCAACAAGCGUCGCUUCCAGCUGAUGAUCAACGAUGCGCCGCAACAGGCAAAGCUGAAGAAGUCCGAUUACGACGAUGGUGGUGCCACGAUCGAGGAGCUAAACGAAGCGCUCGAGGAGGUCGCGUACGCUAAUCAGCAGGAAUUGUUGUCAAAGCAAGACAAGGGCAAGAAACACGUUGUUCCCAUCGUAACCGGUCAGAUUGUUCGCACGUCUCGGUCCGCCGGGGAUGCGGGAGCUAAUACGUCCACUUCCUCCUCCGCCUCGGGUUCCGCCGUUGUUGGGAAGAGCGUAAAGCCGCCUGGCGGCAACAGUGUCGGUAGUGUAAUCUUUAAGAAACUGAACGGCGUUAGCGUUGUUAGGAAGGAGAAAAGCUCGCCAGGCGACCAAACGAAGGGGACCAGGAAUUCGGAAAUACCGGAGGUUAGCUCGCCGAUGUCGAUCCCGGAGCGGUCCCCGUACCAUCGGACCGCGACCCCGUCCAUGUCCGGCGGUAGCAGCUCGCGCAGCACCAGCAGCAGUGUCAGCGGCACUGGCAGCGGCGGCGGUGGAGGAGAUGGCGGAGGCGGCUUGAACUUCAACGGGGGCAACGAAACGAUCGAGGAGAUAUUUUCCACCUCACCGAUUCCGUUCCGCACCGGCGGCGGCGAUGGUGCCGAUGGGAUGCGCAGCUCGUUCGCGAAGGUCGUAAAGAUGGAGCGUCAGGAUCAGGAUCAGCAGCAACAGCAGCAGCAAAAGAUCACUACCCGUUCGAGAAACGCGAGCAAUCGGGGCGGCGGCAGCAGCAGCAGAGUUGCUGGCACUCCGGCGAACCUUAUUCAGCUGAUCGAAAGCACCAUCGACAGGGAUGAGCUAGAAAACUUCGUCGAUGGUGGUGAGCCGCUGGAGGAAGGCUACGAUGACGAGGAGCACGGGUAUCUGGUCGACCAUGUGGACGAGAUGGAUCCGGCGAUUGUGCAGCUCUACAAUCAGGAUAACGAUAGUGAGAUGCUAAACACACCGAUGGUGAUUAAGGAGAUGGAAAAGCAGCAACAGAAGCAGCAGCAGCAGCAGCUGCUGCAAAAGCAACGCCAGCCAGCCGGUGGAAAGGGUGGCGAAAGCUUGCUGAAAGGCAACGGUGCUGCGGCCAACCGGCGCAACGAAGGGCAGCUACCGGCCGGCCAGCGAGCGCAGGGCAGAAGCUUACUUUCUGCCGGCACCACGGGAGCAUCAUCUACCGCCAAGGCAGGUGGCAGUGGCUUGAAAGCUUCCACCGCUACUGCGGCACCCGCUAACGCGCCACUGAUUUUGACGCGUGGUGGCAAAAAGUUGGCAAUGGCCAAGAAGCAAACAAUUACCAGCAACGAGCAGCAGCAGCAGCAGCAGCAGCAGCAACAGCAGCAACAGCAGCCAUCACAACAGGAAGAUGCGUCAUUGGCCGGUCCUUCGGGCUUCACUGGUACAUCCACUUCGCCCGUUGGAACGGGUGGUCUGUCGUUUGCCAGCGGCAACGGCUACAUCCCAGCGAGUGACGUAGUGCCGCGGGACAUAUUCGAGGACAGUAACGAUCCGGACGGAGUUGUCAAGAACGAUUCGCCGAUGCUUAGCAGCGGGUUUAAUUUUGUCGACGGAGGCUACUACAACCCGAACGUGAACAUAAGCCAGUUGAAGGCCGGUCGACAGCAGCAGCAGCAGCAGCAGCAACAGCAGCAGCAACAGCAGCAGUCACCGCCCUCGGGCCUCCAACUGCUCAACGAUGACGGGGAAGAGUUCGACGAGAAUUCGCUCGAUUCGUCCCUGCUGCUGAACCGGCAGGUUGCUAACGAAACCGACCAGCAGCAGCAACAGCAGCAACAGCAACAGCAGCAAGAGCAGCAAGAGCAGCAGCAACAAUUAUCCAAGUUUGUCAGCAAUGAUCUAGACGUGUCCCGUCUGAACACGGUGGCCGAGUACGGGCAGCACAUCGACACGGUGCAGAACGAUCUGGAGUCGCUGAAGGAGCUGCUCAAGGGCGAAGGCUACCAGCUCGACGCGAACGCACUGCUCGGGAACGCAUGCUCUAACGCUCCUCCGUUCGGACGCGUGUACUUCCCGUCGUGCCCGUUCGAUCUGGAUACCAUCAAUAAGGUUAGGACCGAUCUUUUCAACAACAACGAAGACAUGCUGGGUUAUGAUUUUCCGAUGAACCUUCCGGACAUGAUGACCGACGAUCAGCAGCAGCUACUGCACCAGCAGCAACAGCAACACGUUCAGUCGUUGCUACAGCAACAGCAGCAGCAGCAGCAGCAGCAGCACCAGAGCGGUGGCAGCAACAACAGCAGCGACAAAUCCGGCUCAUCCAGUAGCCCGACACCCGGCGGACACAUUUCGCCCGUCCCGUCAGCACACACGCAGCUGAUGUCGUACAAGCUGCAGGGCGGCGGUGAUUUCGUCGGCGGUGGCGCAAAUAACGGUGGCGCAAACGGUGGUCUCCUCGGGCUCGGGCUUCAGCAUGGCCCGGGUAGCAACAGCAGCAGCCGCAGCAGCGUCAGCAGCAACAGCAGCAUGCACAGCAACGGCAACGUCAACGGUGGUGGUGGUGGUGGAAACGGUCUCAUCGGUCCCGGCGGCACCCUGGGCAUCGUGUCGGGCGACUACAUCGAUCUGAACGAGUUGCUCAACAUGGACGGCCACUGCGGCGGUAACGAUGAGGAACAUUCGCUAGUCGCCUAAGCAGAAUGCGGGCAGCAGCGGGAACGAUACCCACGACCUUCUCCACGAGGAGGCAGCAGUGCAUUUCUUCAAUUUCUUCAACCUGCUCGAUCUAUUCGAUCAUUCGACAAAAAUAUUUGACAAACAACACACAAAUACUAUGAAAAUGUCUAUGAACCGCCCCAUCCACAAAGGGGGGCAUGAUGUGAGUGUGUGUAUAUGUGUCUCACUGUUGUAUGUUGUUAUCGAUGUGGUCCAACCCAUCCCAUCCACCACCGCCGGCGCAAUGUUGCAGCGUUGCCUGCUGACCGUAGAGAAGAUGCGGAGAGAUUGCGGCAGCCAGGAAGCAGCAGUAACGGCACACACAGAAGACAAAUCGGCUAGCUAAAGGCCUGUGCGAAAGGCAAAAAGCGUCCAAAAUUCAACCUUUAACCGGAACCACGACGAACCGAGAGUGAGAGAGAGAGAGGCCCGUGAGUUUAUAUUAAGAAAAAGUUCGUUUAAAAAAUAAUGUUAACUGCAAAAUUAACGCAUAUGUAAAACGUAGGUAGUAGGUGAAUGAAACGUGGGUAGUAGGUAGGCAGCAAACUUGUCAGCAAAAGCAAAACAACCAUCAGAACCCGUUACACAACAUUUGGCGCAAUAGUACAGUGCUCGUUUUUGUUUCGUUUUGUUUCAAACGAAGAUUUCGUUUCUCCAUAUGUGUGUAUACUAAAAAAAACCAUUCCCCCGACCAAGAGCGAAAGGUUUUGUAGUGUGCCACCCGUUUCAGGGUGCGAAAUCCACACGAAAGCGAAAUGGUUUCGUGCGUCUGUAGAGCACGUGGGAGGACGACAUUUCGUCAUCGUUUGCAUCCCAACACUGUCUGGAUGAUCGUAUUAAACGUCCACGUGGGCUCCAAAGAGCGUUGGCUCGAAAAUGUUCUUCUUGCGUUAGUAAAAAUAAGCCCCAAGAAGAAACUAAACUAAAAACAAUGAUGGGCGAAUGGAUCUCUUUGUUGUUUAAGAAGGGGCGUGUGCGUAAAUUAUGGCGCCUUUCCGAGCAGCGCGCAAAAGUGUGCGCGUGUGUGUGGACGUAUUUGUGUUUCGAGUUUUGCCACACCUUUCCCUCUACACAUUACAUAAACUGCUCAAGCUACUAAAGGAGAUACCCUCUCCCCCUAAACGAGGGAAGAAUGAUAUUAUGAACGAAAGUGAAACUUUGAAUAACGAGGACUCAAAGUCCUACAAGGACAGGAACAUUUUUAUACACGAUAUAUAUAUGGAGGAAUGGCGACAAAGGUGCGACAAAACAAGCGCAAGUAGAAGGGGAGAACUGAGAAAACUUGAUAUAAAAUAACAAGCUCGGCGUACAAACACAAAACAAAAAAACACAUGAAAAACUUAAACAUUAAAACAACUCUGUCGCAUAUGCAGGCGUUUAUAGUGUAGAGAGAAGGCACGUAAAUCACUGCAGAACAAUGCAAAGCGAACAUAAACAUAAAAACUCAGGAAGAAAUGACACAUGCCCGUGAGUUAGUAGUAGGAACAUAAUGGUGAAGGAAUUCGUUGCAACAGGUGUACGCGUAAUGUGUGUGUGUACAUGCGUACGACCGAAAGUAAUCUUAGACAGAUGGCUAUAUAUCUUUUAUCUUUUUGUUAAUUAAUACACGGUGUGUUAAGUUUGUUCUUGAAAUGUAAGCGAAGCACGAGAAAAUGCUUUUUAGGUUAAGCUUGUUGUUUUUUUUUUGAUUAAGAUUCUCUUUUUAGUUGUCCAAGCAAUUAUGUUGUGUGCUUGUGUGUGUGCGUUGGUUUUGUGGUAUUUUUUGUUCGAUUAAUGUACAUUUUGUAUUUAAGAUUUGUCUAGUUUUGUUUUUUUUUAUUACCACAACAGAAACCAACCCUCUAAGCGCAACACGGGAUUGCACGGUGAAAGUGCAAUUUUGUAGGGACUUUUUUGAUCUAACAAUUAUGCUUGAUUGUCUCUGUCCAUUUCCAUUGGACAAAGGCACAGCACGACGCGCUUGAGACGGGCACAAUGUGAAGUUCCUGUGUUCGUGCGUGUGUGUGCGUGUGUGUAUAGCACAAACUGAUGCUAUGGUUCAAAGGAGUUUUCUUUUCUCUGCAACGAGAAUGUUAAAAAAUUUAACAAAUUCAAAAACAGAGCAAAAUACAGCUCGAAAGUAAAGCCCUACCCUGCUCCCCUUAAAGAAUGUGUACAUAGAACAAGAAGGAUGGGCAGAGGGAUGCUAGUUGCUGGUAGUUUGGCACACGGCGGAAAGGAAAUGUAAUCAUGAAAUCGUGUACCUGAAACAUUCAGCGAACUAGGACAGUUGUUAGUAGUAGGUAGUGUGCACAGUGCGUGAACAGCACAAAAUGGAGCAAGGAGAGGAAGGACAUAGCAAGAAGAGCAUGGCGUACAGGGCACCGUUGACCGCAGUUCUUUCUCCGUCAGUCGAUUAGAUUAGUGCAAAAAGAGGUUUGGUUUCAGCAUGAAAGCUUAUGUCACUCUCCCGCUCCUCCUUAUACACACACGUGGUCGGUCGGUGACGGACGCUACUAAAGGUGCGUCAGAGGCUACAACCAGAGGAAACGUACCGUAGCCACCCCAAAACAAACAAAAGAAGGACGCAAAUAGUUUUUGUUUAAUCAUUAAGUGUUUGAUUUUAGCGUUGUAUAUUUUUUUUAAACUGUAUUAUUUUUAUAUUCUGCGCGCGCCGCGCUCGUGUUGGCGCGCAAAAACGUUGCGCAACGCAGGCGUAACUUUGGUGAAGGAACAAACACAAACACAUUACACAUUAAACGUAAGGAAGGUAAUGUUCUAUGUUAUUAUUGUCUAAAGAAAUAGACUAGGUAAACAAAACUCCUAUUGCAAGCAACACAAAACAUAUAUUACUAUUAAAACGCUCCCGCUAUAUUCUAACUAAAACGGUUUAAGCGUGGUUGAGCGUCCCUUUACCUUUACCCUCUCCCCCUCCCCUCUUCAACAUACGCACUGGAGCACAGGUAGUGUUGCAGACGUUACUCAUUGGAUUUUGACGCUCUCGAACACAGGGAUAGGCGUUUACACACCGCUCCUAUGCUAUGCUAUAAUACCGUGCGUUGCGUGUUUGCAUUUGAAAAAAGGAGAACGUUAAAUGCUCUAAUACUAACUAACCUUCCCAAAGUAGGAAGAGGUUGUUUGCUUUAAGAAAUGUAUGAUUCGUUGUAAACAAAAAAGAAUGAAAAAGCUAUCCAAUUACCGUGUUUUGCGCGCAUUCGUGUUUUCUUGUAUUUUGGGCCAACUUCCCUUUGUUUGUAUUUCGCCGGUUAACUACCGAUAAAGAAAGUGAUUCAAAAUUCACCACCGGGUUGCUUUGUCCUGAGGUUCGUUGCGUCAAACAGAGGUAGUUUAAUUUGAUUAAAGUGCGCGAAAACAACACACAGUGCGUUCCGCAAAAUAGCAAGCAAGCAAAUACAUUAGGAGGGGACAGGUGAAAAGUGUGUGCACACGGUUGUUAGUGUGUCAGGUGUGCUUUAACGUUACGCACUGAUACGAAAUAAUCCAAUUCAGGUAAUAGGAUGUAAUAUGUGAGUAUAAAGAAACAAAAAAAAAAAAGGUUGAGUAAGAGUUAAUCGCUAAGAACACAAACACACUGUAUUCUCCCGUUUGAAGUCAAAUAUACGGUCUUAUGAGAAUUUAACGCAUGGUUUAA
Messenger RNA from Anopheles arabiensis, 7540 nucleotides. It is a transcript of the gene Hsf, whose product is annotated as neurogenic protein mastermind. Bases 565 to 3888 code for a protein of 1107 amino acids. The transcript is spliced from 11 exons. The record is from RefSeq and is a predicted model, not a curated record. Gene Ontology annotation, molecular function: sequence-specific DNA binding; DNA-binding transcription factor activity. Gene Ontology annotation, biological process: regulation of DNA-templated transcription. Lineage: Eukaryota; Metazoa; Arthropoda; Insecta; Diptera; Culicidae.